Paramuricea clavata is the source of this 2740-nucleotide messenger RNA. The record is from the annotation of a GenBank genome assembly. NCBI's taxonomy places the organism in Eukaryota, Metazoa, Cnidaria, Anthozoa, Malacalcyonacea, Plexauridae.
AUAGCCUGCGCGCGGGUGGAUUAUCAUUGCAUCAUUUUAUUUCGCAAGAAAAUAUCUCCGCGGGAAGACGGAUAGAAAUAAAAUUACUUAGAAAAACCUUCAACAAAAGACAUGAAAUUGUGGUCUACAACUCAUACAUUCAGGUAUAUGAUACUACAUCAUCUAUAGAUGUUUUUAUAAAACAUGAAAGCAUAUUUUAUAUUUUAGAAAUAUGAGAAUUUUAUGUUAGUCAGUGAACCAUGCUCUUCAGUUAGUAGGAAUUUAUACUUGUGCGAAAAUUAUUUAGUUUUAGUUUUAGAACUUUAAAUAGUGAAAAAUACUUUAUAGUGUACGAAAUCUUGUUAAUUUUAAUGUUUGAACUUUGGGCAUGUCUUGUUUUAAAGCACAGACAAAUUUUAAAAAUCAUGUCUAAAAUUUUGUAAAUUUUUGUGUGGUGAACUUUGAACUCUGUAUGACUGUGGUGCCACGUCUUCUGAGUUAUGUAAUUUAGGGUUGGGCAAUAUUUUAAAAAUAUCACGAUUAUCAUCUGGGAAAUUAUCACAUUAAUCAGUUACUACGUACAAAAAAUAUAUACAAGUUCUUACAAGUCUGCAAACAAGUUUGUCACAAAAUCUGUUCACAAGCUGUCGACAAGUUGUGUUCGCACUGCUUGUUCCCAGUUGUUGUAACAAGUUUGGAACAAGCUGUCAACAACUUGUAACAAGCUUGAUGGUAUUAUCGGACUUGUUACAAGGUUGUUCUAACAGGUCUGAUGCAGUCGUGUUAUAACGAGAAUGUUACAAGGUUGAUGACACAAGGUUGUAACAAUAUUGUUAUAUCAUGACUGUAUCGGACUUGUUGAAACAACCUUGCAACAAGUCUGAUAAUAUCAACAAAGUUGUUACAAGUUGGUAACAGCUUGUUCCAAACUUGUUAACAACUUGGGACAAGCAGUGCGAACACAACUUGUCGACGGCUUGCUACAAGAUGUGAGAUUUUUGUGGUUGUCAAUUCCACAGCAACUGAUGCUUAACUUACAAUUUAUUUCCUAGACAUGCUUGGGAGACGGUGACGCAAGCUGUUUGGAGAAAAUAUCCAAAUGACUACAACCCUCACGUCAAAGCCAUUGACGUUAUCGACAGACAUGUUGACGAUGAAGGACGUCUUGUUACUAAGCGAGUCAUGGGCACGCAAUGGAACUUGCCGUCAUGGGCUAUUUAUUUACUAGGCCUGCAGGACAUGUGUUACGGCAUAGAACACUCUGUUAUUGACCCCAAGGCUAGAACAAUGACUUUAAAAGGGAGAAAUUUGACAUUUUCAGGACUUGUAGGCAUUGAGGAAAGUUUGGAAUACUCGCAACAUCCCGAAGAUAAAAAUGCGUAAGAAUUUUUGUUAUUUUUUAUUUAAUUCCUAUCUAGCGACUCUCCUACUGACAAUAAUAUUUGCUUUUUUUUUCAACUAGAACUAUAAUGAAGCAAGAAGCGGUAGUGACUGUUUUUGGUUUAAGUUUCAGCAGUUAUUGUGAGAAACUUAUCACAGAGACAUACGAAAAUAAUUCCACAAAAGUAAGGGAUUGUAUUUCUUUAUAUUUAAAAAUCAAGAUAGGAUGUUAACCCAUUGAGUGGCAAGUAAAAUCGUCUGGCGUUAGACAGAGUAAAAUACUAAAGUAGGGUGCAUUGCCACUUAAAGGGUUAAAAUUAGUUUUGUUUACAUCUAAGGAGGAACAGUCAGUGAUAACAACAUUAUCUUUUCUCCACCAGGGCAGGCAAGCAAUGGAACAUGUCAUUGGAGUUAUAAACCAAGAAAUCUCUGACUUAGCCGCCGGUAUCGAGCAAGCUACGACAAAACUUAAUACAGAAAUUGAACACGCAACGGCUGUUAUUAAUUCUGAACUCAACGACAUUGCACAAGGGGCUAAGAGUGGCUUUGAACAAGCAACAAGAUUGAAUACUGCCUUUUGUGAGCAGACUACUUCAUAACAGAAGUGAAGAGGAUAUACCUGCUCUAUACUCUACUACAUAAAUGAUUUUGAGAAGAUUGAAAACUGCUUUCUGGGAGCAGUCAAUGUAAUGGAGUUAGCGAAACAAGCAAGGUUUUGCGAGCAGUUAACUCAAUGGCACGAGAAUUCAGAUGAAUGGUCUAGUGGAUCUAGUCCUACCAGAGUGUUGAUGGUCGACAGGAGGAAGGAUGUAAGGCUUAUGUUAAGGCUGGUACUAUCAAAGUUUCUGUGAUCACAGUACGAAUUUUGCAUAAGUGAAUUCUAAGUUUUGAAGAAUUUGUAAGAAAUGUUUGAUGGAACUGAUUUGGUGUUUAACAUGUAGUCAGCUCUCCCUGAAACAUUUCUUUAUAAAUCCUUCAAAACUUAGAAUUUACCUAUGCAAAAUUCCUAUUGUGAUCACAGAAACUUUGAUAGUACCAGCCUUUAUACAAAGUCUUGAAGCUAAUGUUUCUAAGUUCAUUUAUAAUAGUAGACAGACAAUGACAAUGUUUAAAUUAAUAUUAUAUUUGUAUUAAUAAUAAUUUACUCUUAUGUAAUGCAUUAAUUCAGCGGUGGUUAUGGCUCAUUUUUUAUCUUAUAAAAUGGUUGCUUAGAUUCUUAUUAUCUCAACCCUGCUUGCAGAGCCAUGCCACCCCUAAAAUAAUCUCACUUCAUCUAAGAAGUCUUAUUUGUUUGUAACUAAAUUAUCAUAACUCUCCUUUAAGGAGGUAUUUAUAUUUAUUUGAGAACGAUUUCCUAAUUAUAACGUUCAAAACAUAGCGA